AUGUCAGGAUUGCACGGCAGAGUCAAGGAGACGGUGAAUGUGGAAACAGCCGAGGUCGAAAGAAAGCAGAAAGAAGAAAAAUUACGCAGGUAUCUUCAAGCAAGAAAUGUGUUGUUCGAAAAAAUCAGAAAUAACGUUUUCGAUGAGGACGAUGGCGAGUGGCAGAAGGUGCCGAGGCACGUGUUCGAUGCCGAAAUGUCGCUGACGGAGGUGGGCCUUGCGAAGAAUCCCAAGUCAUAUUCGGCAUGGCAUCAUCGUGUGUGGAUGAUCACUGUGGCGGGCGUGAAGGACGACUGCGAGACGGAACUGCGCCACUGCGAAAAGGCGUUGGAAAUGGACGACCGCAACUUUCAUUGUUGGGAUUAUCGUCGUUUCAUAUGCAGAUUCGGUCAACGCAGCGCAGCCGAAGAGUUAGCGUUCAUAGACAAAAAGGUGAGCGAGAAUUUUUCCAACUACUCAGCAUGGCACAGCCGUUCGGCCCUCUUGCCUGUGGUACAUCCGCCAUUGAAAACCACGGAGGACGAAGAUGGAUUGUCGAACGGUGAGGAAACAAAGAAUUUGCCAGUGGACGUAGCGACGUUCGAGCAGGAAUUAAACUUCGUUCAAAAUGCGUUCUUCACCGACCCCGAAGAUCAGAGUUCAUGGUUUUACCACAACUGGCUGUUCGCCGUGUCGGAGCCCCGGCCUCUGAAUCUGUUGCAGGCAGUUUUCGACCCCGCCACCGCCGGUAUCUGCCUGGUUUUUGACCAGGCCAUUUCUGCAGAGACAAGCAUCGUCGUCGUUUCGGUAAGAAGAGACAGUAACAAAGAGUGUCUUCAUCUUCACCUGCCAUGGCGCACUUCAGACGGGACAAGGUCCUGCAGAUUGUUGUGCGCACCGUUGCCGGACGUCUCGUUGGGCGAUCUUCCAUGUCUUCAGGUAGAGUACCGUCAGAAACCUUCUUCAGGAAAGGAUAACAGGGGUCAGACGAUUACCCGCAAGUUGGAAAAUUGGACGAAGCAUCGGGUGCUCGUUUGGACCGACCUGACGGCUUAUCGAAACUACAUGUUCUCCUCCAUGUUCGCCUCUGGUUUGAAGCGAGCCCUUGAAGAAGACCUGUACGGUUGCAAGAAACUGAUCGAGUUGGAACCCGAUAAUCAUUGGGCUUAUCUGACGGCUGUUAACGCGAUGAUCGCUUUGGACCCUCUGCAGUUUUCCAACGAUAUAGUUGGCUAUUUAAACAAAUUGGUCACUCUAGACCCGAGCCGAAAGAAAAUGUAUUUGCACUUUUUGAGCAGAUACUUGAUAAAGUUUCAGUUGGUCCACAGCCUAUCUGGAGGCACGCCGGACAAACGUUUAGACCUGUCGGACCGCGACCUUCACUCACUGUGUGACGGAGUGUGGUUUGUUCACCUGACGGUGCUCGUCGUCAAUCGUAACCGCCUGUGUUCCCUCCAGCCUUUGAAAUAUGCCCUGCAUCUCGAAGAGUUGUACGCCAACGACAACCGUUUGACCUCUCUCGUUGGCUUGGAGGAUCUGCAGAAAUUGCGCAACGUUUCCGUUGCGAACAAUCGACUGCGGAAACCGGCAGACCUGCGGCCACUCGUCAAUAUUCGCGCUCUGCAUGUACUUGUUGUGUCCGGCAAUGUGAUAUGUGAACAUUACAACCGCCAGGACAUUGUUAAGUUUCUGCCAUCCAGUGAUUCUCUAAUUAUUGAACUUUAG
Molecule: messenger RNA, 1704 nt
Organism: Soboliphyme baturini
Lineage: Eukaryota; Metazoa; Nematoda; Enoplea; Dioctophymatida; Soboliphymatidae
Source: the annotation of a GenBank genome assembly